AUGACAAGUAUUGAUGAUUUAUUCAAGAAGCCAGCUUUACCCAAUCAUAAGCACAGGUUAGAACCUACUCGAGAUCCAAAUGAGAUCUACAAAUCCGCAAAACUAUCUGCGAAUAGCCAUGCCAAAAGUAAUGGCAAACAACCAGCAGCAGAAGAGGACGAUGAUAUAGAAACUGGACCUUCGGCUCCACCCGAUGACGACGAAGAAGACUAUGGACCGGAUAUCCCUGAUGAUGAAGAAGGACGGUUUUUCGGCGGUGGCAUCACGAAAGAUGAAUCGGAAAUAUUAGAUUAUAUGGAUGGACAAGAAAGCGCAGAGAUUGUUCCCGAGAAAAUCGAUUCGGCAUGGCUAAGGAAAAUGGCUCUAAACUUUGAGAAGAAGAUUACGAAGAAUGCGGAAUUGAGAGGAAAAUUCGAGAGCGAUCCGCAGAAGUUCAUGGGAAGUGAAGCGGAUCUUGAUGCGGAUAUCAAAGCUCUGAGCAUUCUUUCAGAACACCCGGAAUUAUAUGGGGAGUUUGCGAAGCUGGGAUGCGUUGGAAGCUUGGUUGGACUACUGGCGCACGAGAAUACAGACAUUGCGAUUGAGGCGGUGGAGAUUAUCAGUGAACUUACCGACGAAGAUGUGGAGGCCGAACAAGAGCAAUGGAACGUACUUGUGGAUGCUAUGAUCGAGGCAGAUUUAUUGGAUCUAUUGGUUUCAAAUUUCGCCCGGUUCAACGAAGGCAAUGAGUCAGAUAGGAGUGGCUUAUACCAUGCAUUAUCUGUGUUGGAAAACCUGGCGUCGAGAACAUCGCUUGCGGAAAAGAUUGGUCAGGAGACAAGCAUACUAAAUUGGUUAUUAAAUCGAAUACCGAAGAAAGAAACGCCAGUGAGCCAGAACAAACAAUACUCGGCAGAAGUCAUGGCAAUUCUCCUUCAAUCAUCUUCGCUUAACAGGCGGAGACUCUGCGAACUAGACGGCGUCGAUCUCCUACUACAAAUUCUGGCAGCCUACAGAAAGCGCGAUCCCAUUAAAGGAACCGAGGAAGAAGAAUUCGUAGAAAAUGUGUUUGACUCCUUGACCUGCUGUGUCGAUGAACCAGAAGGAAAACAAAAGUUUGUUGAAGCAGAAGGUGUUGAACUCUGUUUAAUUAUGGUCAAAGAAGGCAAAAUGAGCAAAUCACGCGCACUCAGGCUAUUAGACCAUGCAUUAGGCGGACAAACUGGUGCGGAGGUUUGUGAAAAACUGGUAGAUGCAGCAGGUCUCAAAAUAAUAUUUGGAAUGUUUUUGAAGAAAAUUGACGGACAAACCAUCGAACAUCUUCUAGGAAUUUUUUCAAGUCUUCUGCGUCUUCUCCCCGCCCAUCAAGCGGGUCGUAUCCGCACACUUGCGAAAUUCGUAGAGAAAGAAUAUGAAAAGAUAGGCAAGCUUGUGAAACUGCGUCGAGACUACGCAGCGCGGGUCUCGGCUGUAGACGGUGAGAUUCGUAAAGAACAAGCCAAGCUUAGUGCGGAAGAAAGGGAGGAGAUGGCCGAUGAAUGGUUAUCGAGGAGGUUAGACGCGGGUUUGUUUUGUUUGCAAACGAUUGAUGUUAUUUUGGCAUGGCUGGUAGCGGAAGACGAAGGGGCAGAGAGGAAAGUCAGGGAAUUGUUGGCGGAGAGGGAUGAGGGGUUGGACUUAUUGAGGGAGACGUUACAGGAGCAGUUGGAUACGAUGGUGGGAGAAGAGGAUGGGGAUGGAGAUGGAGAGGAGAAGAUGACGAGGGAUAUGUUAGAGACGUUGAUGCAAUUUUUGACUUGA
This is a messenger RNA of Sclerotinia borealis F-4128, 1779 nucleotides long. NCBI's taxonomy places the organism in Eukaryota, Fungi, Ascomycota, Leotiomycetes, Helotiales, Sclerotiniaceae. The record is from the annotation of a GenBank genome assembly.